This is a messenger RNA of Hypoxylon trugodes, 682 nucleotides long. Its product is annotated as ribosomal protein S1. The coding region runs from base 160 to 513 and encodes 117 amino acids. The record is from RefSeq and is a predicted model, not a curated record. Gene Ontology annotation, molecular function: structural constituent of ribosome; RNA binding. Gene Ontology annotation, biological process: translation. Lineage: Eukaryota; Fungi; Ascomycota; Sordariomycetes; Xylariales; Hypoxylaceae. The transcript is spliced from 2 exons. Gene Ontology annotation, cellular component: cytosolic small ribosomal subunit; ribosome.
UUUUUUUUUAAUUCUUUCCCCUCCAACACCACCAAAUCCAACAACCACGUCGCCUUCAUCACUUUGCCGCAACGUGUCACCGUUCGAGUCGUGAAGGCCACAUAAAACAAAACGCCUCCUAAUUCCCGAUCCGAUCUGAUCACCACCCGACAAUCCAAAAUGUCGUACAACAAGCCCGAGAAGGACUUCGGCGGCGAGGCGGCCAAGACCCACAAGAUCCGCAUCACCCUCACCUCGCGCAAGGUCGCCGCUCUCGAGAAGGUCUCCAGCGAGCUCAUCGAACGUGCCAAGAGCAAGGACCUCCGCGUCAAGGGCCCUGUUCGUCUUCCUACCAAGACCCUCAAGGUCACUACCCGAAAGACCCCCUGUGGUGAGGGUUCCAAGACCUGGGAUUGCUACGAGUUGCGCAUUCACAAGCGCCUCAUUGACCUAAACGCUCCUACCGAGACUGUCAAGCAGAUCAUCGUCAACAUCGAGGCCGGUGUCGAGGUUGAAGUUACCAUUGCCGCCUAAACUAGGAAAUAAAGAGGUGGAGGAGUAGGGCUGGUAUGGAAUGCAUUACGCAGGAACACGAGUAUUCGUGAUAUCCUACAUCAUGUUCUAGGUGUGCCUCUUAUAUCAGGGUAUCUAGCAGCAUACGUAACAAAUGAAUACGAAUCGGAUCUAAUCAACAAAUCAAAUA